Molecule: messenger RNA, 3737 nt
Organism: Frieseomelitta varia
Lineage: Eukaryota; Metazoa; Arthropoda; Insecta; Hymenoptera; Apidae
Gene: ush
Product: zinc finger protein ush
Exons: 8
Coding region: 184-2769 (861 amino acids)
Biological process (GO): heart development; positive regulation of transcription by RNA polymerase II; cell differentiation
Cellular component (GO): nucleus
Molecular function (GO): RNA polymerase II-specific DNA-binding transcription factor binding
Source: RefSeq, a predicted model, not a curated record
AGCAAUAACGAAGCACGAGACUAUCAUCGACCUAUCGGUAAUAAUUAUUCUCGUUCUAUCGUGGCGACUCGGAGAGAGAAAAGAGGGUGGACGCACGAGCGUGCAAGGGAGCAGAAAGAGGGGAGUAUAAGGGAGGAUGAGGAAUGGAGCGACUCGGAGAAGACACCAUCGGUGAGCAGCGGAAUGGAGGGCGGUGGAUCAGCGGUUUCCAGCCCGAUCGCGCCGGUCGUCGAAGAAGAAUCGAGUUUGCCGCCACCACCGAGACUGAAUCCUCCUUCCUCGUCCGUUGCGAUCGCCAAUUCGGCCGCUGAGGAUAUCCGAUUGAGGCUCAGCGUGCUCUCCGAAGACGCUCGGAAACGACUUACCGAAGAUAUCGAGGUUGCAAGAAGCUUGAGAGAGCGACAUGUCACCUCGAAACCCAAUCAAACGCGAGAGUCCAGCCCAAAAGAUACGGACGAUGAGUCCAACCUGGUUAUGGUCAAGGAAGAAGACUGUCAACCGAGAUCGUCGUCCUCUUCGUCGUCCUCGAUUAGAAGACGAGAAUCCAUGUGUAGAAGAGACUCGGAGGAGAAAAAGCUGAAACUCGACGACGAACCUGCACCAAGACUGAGACUCAAUCCUAGUCUGGCGACGGAUCCUGCUCUUCGACCCGCCGCCGUAGUUGCGCUCACCGUCAAACCGGAGAAUACCUCGCCGCCGAAUCCUGUGCCACCCCUUCCGGCUGGACUUCAAAAUGAAACUAACAUUGCAGCAAUCGCCUCAGGUCGUCUAUUCGUACUUCCGACCGAUGGUAAGGAGACGAUCACCGUGGAACCAGCCAGGCCGGCGCCUCUCAUCUGUCCCCCGUGCGGCAUCCGCUUUAGCUCAGCGAGCACCCUCGAGGCGCAUCGCACGUUUUACUGCGCUCAUCGUCCCCGGCUCGAGGAAGACGCCACCAACGAAGAAGACGAGGAGAAAUCCAACAAAUUCGAAGUGAGAAAAGCGUACGCCUGUCCUCACUGCUCGUACAGCGCGGACAAGAAGGUCUCGUUGAACAGACACAUGAGGAUGCACGCUGCAUCUCCUGCGCCGCCCACGAUACCGACUGCUCCGACCACGGCCACCACUCCGGCAAGUGGCGCGGCAACUGCCUCGAACGGCUCCUUGAACGAGGAGGCGGAUAGAUAUUGCAGGAACUGCGACAUUCGAUUCAGCUCUCUGAAGACUUACAGAGCGCACAAGACGCACUAUUGCAGCACCAGGCACGUAGUUAAAGACACACCGCCGGCGGCUACGGUAGCUUCUUCGUCAGUGAAAGCUUCGCCACCGACGAGCGCGAGUCCCGGUGAAUCGCCGCCUCCGCAGCCUUGUCUGGCGCUGCCCACGAAUCCCAUUUUGAUCGUACCGUACUCUCUGUUCCGGGGUGCCAGUGUCCUGGCGGCACCCACUUUGCCAGCGCCUGAUACUGCGUGCUUCCUUCUUCCGAACGGUCAUCUUCAACCGAUGACAAGAGGCCUCGCCACCACGACGCAGAACGCCGUGGUCGAGCCUUCGCCGGUUCUCCGAGCAGCGAACAAACCAACGACACCGGCAUCUGUCGUGGCAUCGUCCACGUCGCCGUUAGGCUCAGCGCCACUCGAUCUGAGUGUUCGAAAAUCGCCGACUCAUCGGGACGAGAAAGAGAACAGGGUGUCGCCGGCACCUUCUUCUCUGCCUCCUCCACCUGGCAGUCCAAGGUCCAGAGGAAGCGGAAGUCCUAGAGCAAGAUCGAUCGGUUCUACUCCUACGGCAGCUGGAACUGUUGCACCUCCUCCACCGACGGAACUCGCUCUCAGACUGGCUGAGCUACCGCCACCGCCUGUUCCUGGUGUUCUUGUGAAGCACGGUGUCUCGAGAUGUAAAGAAUGUAACAUCGUGUUCUGCCAGCAUGAAAAUUACGUCGUGCAUAAAAAGCAUUAUUGCCAGGCGAGAGAAACAACGGUCAGCAAUAGUUCUCCGCCACCUGGUACACCCUCACCCCCUUUGGUGCAGUUAAUCUGCGCCGCGUGUGGCAUCAAGUUCGCAUCUAUGGAUAAUCUAGUGACUCAUCAAGCGUUUUACUGUCCCAAAAGGCCAGAACCUCAGGAACAUCAUUCGCGUUGCUCCAAAUGCAAAACUAUAAUUGAACCCGGAGGCACUCAUACUUGUACUAGCGGUCCAACCGGAGGUUGGAGAUGUCCCGUUUGCGGUGCAGUUAGUCCAACAGCCGGAGCAGCUCAACGUCACAUGGAUGCUCAUCAGGGUGUCAAAGCUUUCAGGUGCACGAUCUGUCGUUACAAAGGAAAUACAUUACGAGGAAUGAGAACCCACAUCAAAAUGCACUUUGAGAAACGCGGAACCGAUCUACAGGAAGAGAAUUACAUAACGUGCGUACUUGAUGACGAAACGGUUCUGCCGACACCGGAACCUGCCCCAGCUACGACUCCCGAGGAAAUCCCUGGCGAGGUGCAAGUGAAUGGAAAGACCGAAGUUCGAAAGAGUCCUCAACCACCUCCACCGCCACCGCCGCCACCACCGCCGACGGUGACUAACAAGGUAAAACAAGAACGCGAAGAUACGCCACCUCUUGAAAGCUCGUACCCAAACAAGAGUGGUCCGUGUUACUGUAGGUCGUGCGAUAUCAGCUUCAAUUACUUGGACACGUUCAUCGCUCACAAGAAGUUCUACUGCUCGAGUCAUGUCGGCGAGGCGAGCAACAAUAACAACAAUAAUAAUAAUAAUUCGAGCAAUCACGCGGCGUCAGUACUUUAAAAAGACUCUCGAUACCCGAUGGGACUGUUAAUUGUUGCCAGUUUAUAUAUAUAUAUAUAUAUAUAUAUAUAUAAAAUUGCCGACUAUUCGAUUUAGUUGAUUACCGUUGUGUGAUUUCUGUUAAUCCAGGGAAUUGUUUGUACUUAUAAAUUCAGUUAUCCAACGUGUACAUACGUGCGUGAACGAUCGUGAAAAAGGAGCUGCGUGAAACGUGAAGCUAAAACGUUAAGUAGAAGCAAGAGGAAAGUUAGGUGAUCGUGGCGAUGUUUGAUAGUUCACUUUGGAUUGAUUAGGUAAGAAUAAGAUUGGAUAUUGUACGAGAAUGUAAAACGAAAUAUACACCAGAGUGAAACUGUCAAAUGGAGAUAGAUAUAUAAGUCUAUAUACGAAAGAGAUCAUAGUUGCAAUUAGAUUCACGAUACAGCUGAUCUUAUACGUCACGAUCGACCGAUACGAAAGGUGUGCAAUCUCAUGACUCUUUAAUAAUCUCGUAUAAGGUGUGCAAUCUCAUGACUCUUUAAUAAUCUCAAUAACUGAUAAUCGACACAUACCUAAAGAAUUACGGAAGUAACGAUGAGUGUAAAAUGUUGUACAGUAGCCGAGUAGAGUAUUACGGUACUAUAUAGUAAUAAUCCUGAAUGAUACCAAUUCUCAGCUUGUGAAAACGCUAAGUUGCAAUAUGACAUUUAAUAUAUUAUAUAUAAAUAAAUGAUUUCAUUGUCCAUAAGUCGCGCUCAUACUCUCGGCAAGUAAGUACGUUGAUAACUGUAUCCAGACUGCCAUAAGAAAGGUCGGAGUUUCCUAUCGCUUUGCCAACAUUCUCCAACGUAUAAUAACGAGAGAGUAAAGAUAAAUUAAUGGCCCUUAGUAUUUCUCUUCGAAUUCCGGAUACGGUAUAAUUGGAUCUUUACUAACGCAUUUUCUUCGUUACACACUGCAAUCAAAAAAAGAAAAAAGAAAAAAAAAGA